AUGAUGCGGACUCCAAGAAGCAACAGCCGGUUGAGCAUGAGCAGUAAACAAGGGCCCGGCAGUCGCGCUUCGGACGAGGAUACCAAAACCGCCGUCAAAGUCGCUGUCCGCGUGCGACCUCCCCUGAAAGCCACCGAUCCCGGCUACGAAUUAAUCCCGCAACGUUUCCAGCGUUCCAUGGUUCAUGUGACGGCUCCAACCAGCGUCGCCGUCGACGUUCCCCAGGGGCGCAAACUCUUUGUCUUUGAUCGCGUCUUUGCAGAAACCGUGGACCAGGAGGGCAUUUGGGAUUAUCUCAGCGACAGCGUCAACUCCUUCCUGCAGGGUUACAAUGUCUCCCUGUUGGCCUACGGUCAGUCCGGCGCCGGAAAGUCCUACACCAUGGGUACUUCCGGUCCGAACGAACAAAAUAACACCGAGGCUAUGGGUGUCAUUCCACGUGCCGCCCAGUUGUUGUUUGAGAAACUAGAUGGUCCGCAGAAACACAAUCGCAACAGCUCCACCGGCCUCCGAACGCCGUCGCGGUACUCUAUGAGUUCCACCUCCAGCUUCGGAAAGGCCAAUAAUCCCGAUAAAAAUUGGCAACUCAAAGCCACUUACGUCGAGAUUUACAACGAAACACUACGAGAUCUCCUUGUUCCUGAGACCCCCGGGAAUGAACGCCCCCCCGUCACUAUCCGCGAGGAUACCAAAGGUCGCAUUAUCCUGGCUGGUCUACACCAGGUCGACAUCAAUUCCUUCGACGACUUGAUUGGCGCUCUGAAUUUCGGUUCUUCCAUCCGUCAGACGGACUCGACGGCGAUUAACGCCAAAUCCUCCCGAUCGCAUGCGGUAUUCAGUUUGAAUCUUGUCCAGCGCAACAAACAGUCAAGCCCUUCCAUAGGAUCGCCGUCCCCCAAGGACAAGCGCAUGUCUGCUCCGAUCGAAUUUGGUAACUCCGAUCCCUCCGUCACCGUUGACAGCAAACUUCACUUUGUCGACUUGGCAGGAAGUGAAAGGUUGAAGAACACCGGAGCGUCGGGUGAACGUGCGCGCGAGGGUAUUUCCAUCAACGCUGGUCUGGCAGCCUUGGGCAAAGUCAUCUCCCAGUUGUCGUCGCGGCAGUCGGGCUCCCACGUGUCGUACCGCGAUUCAAAACUCACCCGACUGCUGCAGGAUUCCCUGGGCGGCAAUGCAUACACCUACAUGAUCGCAUGUGUUACACCCGCAGAAUUCCACCUCAGCGAAACCCUGAACACAAUCCAAUAUGCGCAGCGCGCCCGUGCCAUUCAGAGCAAACCCCGUAUCCAACAGGUCUCCGACGAAAGUGACAAGCAGGCCGUCAUUGACCGCCUCAAGGCUGAGGUUGCCUUUUUGCGGCAGCAACUGCACAGUGCCGAGGAAAAUGACCGCCACAUGGCGCCUCCCCGGGAGCGUUCGUCGGAACGGCGCAACGAGAAAGAGAUGGACCUGCAGAACCAGCUGUUGGACGCGCAAGAAAGCUACAACGCUCUCAGCCAACGCCAUGCUAGGCUUAUUUCGGACAUGGCCCGGGAUUCCGAGCGGCCAUCCACAAGCCAGGACGAUGCAUCGGACGAUGCCUCUUCGGUUGGCAAGAGCUCCGUGGAGCGACUGAAGCGGUCGCACUCUUUUGCUGAAUCGGUGGAGCAGGUGGUCUUGGAGUACGAAAAGACCAUCCAGAGCCUCGAAUCGUCGCUUUCCAACACCCGUUCGUCUCUCUCCGUCACAGAGAGUACUCUUCUGGAGCGUGAAACCAAGUGCACCUACGCCGAGACCGUCAACACACAGCUGCAGGCGCGGGUCCAAAAGUUGCUCGAUCGCGAGUCCAGCACGGAAGCAUAUCUACAUGAGCUGGAGAACAAGCUCGAUGGACAGUCGUCAGGCGAGGAGCAGCAUGCCGCCAUCGUCUCUGAGCUGCGCAAGGAGGUGAGCCGUGCCCGCGAGGGCGAGACUGGCUGCGAAGAAUACAUCUCCACUUUGGAGGAGCGACUCGCUGAAGCCGAUCAGGAUAUGGAGUUGAUGCAACGCGAGGUGGAACGUCUGGAGCAUGUUGUUGAGCGCCAGCGCAGCCUGGGCAAGCUAGAUAACCUGCUCACCGAACUCGACCACACCAAGCAGCAGAAUGGCCACCACAAGAGGCAUAGCAGCCGUGAUGACUUUGAGACCCGCGCCAUGACCAUGAAGAGCGCCCAACACAUGCGGAAGCGCGCUACCUCCUUGGAUCCCUUGAACGAAGCAACCGAGACGGCCGCUCCUGAAUCUGAUGAUGAGCAUCAUGACGACAGCUUGACCGGUUCUGGCCCCACCUUGCAGGACGAGAUGGCCAAAUCUGCCAACGGCAGUGAUGAACUUGCCACCGGUGUUGCUAUCAAGCCUGUCCAGAGUCCCACUGCCGAUGACCAGUCUCGCUUUGUCGCGGACAAACUCGACACCGUCAACCAGGAGCUGUUCGACCUGCGCAUGCAGCACGAGUCGACUGUGACUGAGUACGAGACGCUCGAAGCCAAGUACGAGGAAGCGGUCAAGGCGUUGGCGAAGGUGCAGCAGGACACCGCGGAUGAAGCUCGCCAUAGUCAUCUCGCUCCAUCUGACGCUCUCCAGGACCGUCCGUCGUCGCCCAUCACCGCUACCACCAACUCCCGUCCGGUUUCUUUUUUAGAGGAUACCCGAGCCCCCGGGACCGAGUCGAGAACUGGAACUCAACAUUCGUUCUCGCGAUCACUCUCCUCGGAAUUAUCCUUGGCCGGGGAGUCUGCUACGUCGCCGGAGGCAUCGAAUGCUUCUGAAAUCACCAAGAAGGAGCCUGGGGAGGAUGAGGUGGAAGAGAUGCGCCGGCUACUGUUGGAGCACCAGGAGGGUGUCAGUCUCAUGUCCCAGAAAUACGCGGAAUUGCAGACUGAGCAUGAGGGUGUGAUGAACUUGGUGGAGACCCUCAAGUCUGAGCUUCAACGGUCGCGCUCGUCGUCGCCGCCUUCCACGCCUGGAUUCAAGUCACCCGUCAUCCGCAGGAAGACCAGCCAAAGUCUUAUGUCUACUGUCGAUCGGGCGCAUCGCUCUCUGGCCGCCCUGCGUAACAUCGCCGUCGAGGCUUUCGAAUCUCACCCCGACACCUUGCAGAACUUCGACGUGCACUAUGACUCUGCGAUGCACGAGUUGCACACUCGCAUGGAUCGCAUUCAGUCCUUGGAAUCGGAGAACCAGAGCGUGAAGAAGGAGAUGGAGAUGAAGUCCACCAUCAUCUCUGGUCUGACCCGGGAACGGUCCAGUCUGCAGGGUGGAGCGUCGUCGAUCGAUAUGGGUCUGGUGACGCAACUCCGCGACCAGGUCGUGCAGCAGGAGAACCUGAUGGGCGACCUCAAGGCCGGGCAUGACGCUCGUGAGCUGCAACUCCACAGCGAGAUUGCGCAACUCAGGGGCCUUCUCAAGACCCAGGAGGAAGCCGCUCGCGCCCAGGAUGCUGGUGCGGAUGAGCAUGACAGGCGCCUUGGUGUUUUGGAGCGCGAACUGACCGAGUGGAAGGGCAAGCACCAGAAUGCCCUGGACUCGCUGCAAGGCUCCGAGCAGAAGCUGGGCUCGACCCUUACUGAGUUGGAGACCGCCUUGGCGUCUGUGGAUGCGCUGCGCGCGGAACGGGGAGGCGACGCUGCUCGUGAGACCUCCAAUGAAAAGGAGGCUACUGCCCGCGAUCUCGACAACGGCCGGAUCCAGCAGCAGGGCUUGGUCAACAGCUUGACGAAUACCAUCGAAGAACACAAGGCCACGAUUGCCACUCAACUCACGACGAUCGCAUCUUUGGAGAAGUCGCAUUCGUCGGCUCAAGACCAACUCAACCAGCAUGUAGCUACCAAGGACGGCAAUGACGACGAGGUUUUCACCCACCAGUCUCGUGUUAUUGACUUGGGACGGGAGAUCGAGACGCAUCAGUCGACGAUGACCGGUCACCAGCAGGAGCUGUCGUCGCUGCAAGAAUCCCACAAGCGCGAGCUGAGCGAAUUGGAGGAACGGACCAAGGCAGUUGCGCAUGCUGAAUACGAGUCGCAACUCGCCGCUAAGAAUGCCGAGCACGACGACGCCAUGAAGGCGCUGCGCACCGAGAUGGCCGAGUCGCGGGACGAACUGGCCAAGCUGCUCAAGAUGGUUUCCGACCUCCUCAAGUCCGACGUCACCAAGGACAACCUGUCAGAGCAAAUCCAAGAGGUGUUGGCCCAGAAGCAGCACUUCUCCGACAAGUACGCCGAGCUCAUGGAUACCAACGAAGACCUGCGCAAGCGGGUUGAGAACAACGGUGGCGAUGAUGGUCGUCUGGAGGAACUCACCAAGAAGACCGCCGCCCAGGACGCCAAGGUACACGAGCUGGCUAUUCUUGUUGCUACCCUCGAGGAUACGCUCCAGCAGCGCGAUGAUCAGGUGAAGAAGAAGGAUGCGCUUGUGGAGGAGAUCACGACUGAGAAGAACAAGAGCGCGCGUCUUGUUGAGGAGCUCGAGGACCAGAUCACCAACAGCUUUGAUCAGCACAACAACCGUCUUUCGGUCAUCCAGCAGGAACGUGAUCAGGCGCUGGUGGAUGCUAAGACCAAGAUUUCUGUGUAUGAGAACGAUAUUGAGACUUACAAGGUUCGGAUUGAGCAGCUUGAGUUGCAACUCAAGAACGGCAGCGGAACCGAUGCGUCGCACGAUCGCAGCAGUUCUGUCAAUUCCAACCUCCGCAAGAGCUCUUCCGCAACUUCUCUUCCGUCUCCUCCUCCCGCCAUUCCUCUGCCGCCCCUCCCAACCAUCGCCUCGCAAACCAAUGGCAACACCGGCAGCAUUUCUCCCCCCAGCUCUCGCCACACCAGCAAGGAACUGGUAAACUCGCAAAUCGUCGAAGACCAAGAGGCGCGCAUCAAGACCAUCGAAAAGCACCUCUACGCCGAGAAGCAGCUCACAGCAACCCUGGAAGAAGCUCUCGGCGACCUCGAGGCGCAAAGCAACAAGGUCAAGUCGGACUGCGAAGCAUGGAAGAAGAAGGCGUUCCAGGUGGAAGACGAGCUCUCUACGCUUCGCAAGGAGCGCAGCUCGCAGCGCAUGUCAUUGCAAGCUGUUGAGGAGGAGAGAAGCGCACGGCGUGAGGCUGAGGCUGCUCGUGCUCAGCUCGAGGAGCGGAUGAAUGCGCUUAACAAGAAGAAGAAGAAGAGCACGCUGAACUGUUUCUAA
Messenger RNA from Aspergillus glaucus CBS 516.65, 5193 nucleotides. Its product is annotated as kinesin family protein. NCBI's taxonomy places the organism in Eukaryota, Fungi, Ascomycota, Eurotiomycetes, Eurotiales, Aspergillaceae. The coding region runs from base 1 to 5193 and encodes 1730 amino acids. Gene Ontology annotation, biological process: microtubule-based movement; mitotic spindle organization. The record is from RefSeq and is a predicted model, not a curated record. Gene Ontology annotation, molecular function: microtubule binding; ATP binding; microtubule motor activity. The transcript has 4 exons.